Molecule: messenger RNA, 1289 nt
Organism: Vidua macroura (Pin-tailed whydah)
Lineage: Eukaryota; Metazoa; Chordata; Aves; Passeriformes; Viduidae
Gene: TSPAN31
Product: tetraspanin 31
Exons: 5
Coding region: 86-598 (170 amino acids)
Cellular component (GO): membrane
Source: RefSeq, a predicted model, not a curated record
GGACCCCCGGGACCCCCGGGACCCCCCGAGCUCCCCGGGACCCCCCGAGCUCCCCGGGACCCCCCGGGACUCCCCCGACCCCGCCAUGGUCUGCGGAGGCUUCGCCUGUUCGCGCAACGCGCUCUGCGCCCUCAACGUGGUUUAUGUGCUGGUGGGGGUGCUGCUGGUGGCCGUGGCGGGCUGGGCGCGGGGCCUGGCCGGGGGCUCCAGCCCCCCCCUGCUCGGAGGAGCCUUCGCCGUCGGAGUCUUCCUCCUGCUGAUCGCGGGGCUGGGGCUGCUCGGGGCCCUGCGGCACCACCAGGUCCUGCUCUUCUUCUACGUGCUGAUCCUGGGCCUGGUGUUCCUGUGCCAGCUGGGCGUGUCCUGCGCCUGCCUCGCCCUGGGCCGCGACGCUCAGAGGUGCCAGUUCCCCCCGGGGGGAGCCCCCCCGUGCCCCCCCCUGCGCCCCCCAACUGCUGCAGCACUCGGACCAGGCCCUCAAGAUCCUGGGGGGGGUCGGGCUGUUCUUCAGCUUCACCGAGGUUUUGGGGGUCUGGCUCGCCCUCCGCUUCCGGAACCCAGCGCGACCCCCCGCGCCAACCCCGGGGCCUUCCUAUAGCGGGGGGGGCCCGGGGGGGGGCACAGCUCCUCUGGGGAGGGGUCCCCGGCCCUGAGGGGUCCCCAAAUGCUGACAGCUGCCCCCCCCGCAGCCGCAUGAAGCACUGGGGACAAGGACACCCACCCCCAAAUCAUGGGGUGACCCCCCCCACCGGCAGGGCUGUGACCCCCCCCUCACAGCAGGAGGGGGCCCGGGGCAGAGCCCCCCCCCCCAUCUCAGUCUGAGCUCUCCAAACUGGUUUGUACUGGUCGUUCAGACACCCCCAGCCCCCACGGUGUGUCCUCCCCCCCCUGCCCGGGGGGGUCACGGUCACCCCCACACUGGGGAGGGGCACACGGGGCAGGACCCCCCCCCCCAACAGCGACUCCCCCCUCCUCCCAGUCUGACCCGUCCCAAACUGGGGGGUGCCCCCCCCAUACACUCCCCCCUUGGGGGCUGGGGGGGGGGGGGGGGCUGAGGAGGGGGGGUCACAACCUCCCCAAAUCCAGCAGGGGCCCCCCCCCAUCCCAGCACCCUAAACUGGUCUGUACUGGUUUAUACCAUGACUGGGACCAGUGACCCCCCCAGUGUGUGUGUCCCCCCCCACCCCCCAGACCCAAUGUGGGGGGGGGGGGGAGCAGGGGGACACCCCCCCCCCCCCGCUGCCACCACGGGGGGGUCACGGUGUCCCCUCCCAAUAAACACACCACCC